Molecule: messenger RNA, 2279 nt
Organism: Drosophila teissieri
Lineage: Eukaryota; Metazoa; Arthropoda; Insecta; Diptera; Drosophilidae
Gene: PK1-R
Product: pyrokinin-1 receptor
Exons: 3
Coding region: 85-1470 (461 amino acids)
Biological process (GO): neuropeptide signaling pathway
Cellular component (GO): plasma membrane
Molecular function (GO): neuropeptide receptor activity
Source: RefSeq, a predicted model, not a curated record
AGCAGUUAAACGGCAGUGGAAUUUAGCGCUGUUAGUGGAAAUUUUGUGAAAACAAAAGAGGAAAAAUUCCAGGCAGCCGGCGCCAUGUCCGCUGGCAAUGUGAGCCUCGAUCUUGGCCCGCCUCGCGAUCCGCUGGCCAUCGUGAUACCCGUAACGGUGGUCUACUCCCUGAUUUUCAUCACUGGUGUGGUGGGCAACAUAAGUACGUGCAUUGUGAUUAAGAAGAACCGUUCGAUGCACACGGCCACGAACUACUACCUCUUCUCGCUGGCCAUCUCGGACUUCCUGCUCCUGCUGUCGGGCGUUCCGCAGGAGGUGUCCUACAUCUGGUCCAAGUACCCGUACGUGUUUGGCGAGUACAUCUGCAUCGGACGCGGUCUGUUGGCGGAGACAUCGGCGAAUGCCACGGUGCUAACGAUUACGGCCUUCACGGUGGAGCGGUAUAUUGCCAUUUGCCAUCCGUUUCUCGGCCAGGCCAUGAGUAAGCUCAGUCGCGCCAUUCGGAUCAUCGUCCUGGUUUGGAUCAUGGCCAUAGUUACGGCCAUUCCGCAGGCUGCCCAAUUCGGAAUCGAGCACUAUUCGGGAGUGGAGCAAUGCGGCAUUGUGCGGGUUAUAGUGAAGCACUCGUUCCAGCUGUCCACGUUCAUCUUCUUCCUGGCUCCGAUGUCCAUUAUCCUGGUGUUGUACCUGCUGAUCGGUGUGCACCUGUACAGGUCGACCCUGGUGGAGGGUCCCGCCUCGGCUGCCCGGCGGCAGCAGCUGAAGAGUGUGCCCAGUGAUACGAUCCUCUAUCGCUAUGCCGGAUCCGCUACCGCCAUGAGUCUCAAUGGAGGAGGCAGCGGAGGAGGGACAGCGGGAUUGAUGGGCGGCUCGGGGGCUCAACUCAGCUCGGUGAGAGGUCGGCUCAAUCACUAUGGCACCCGGCGAGUACUCAGGAUGCUAGUGGCCGUUGUGGUGUGCUUCUUCCUGUGCUGGGCCCCCUUCCACGCCCAGCGACUGAUUGCCAUCUACGCCCCUGCACGGGGGGCCAAACUGCGGGAUCAGCACGAGUUUGUCUACACGGUGAUGACCUACGUCUCCGGAGUCCUCUACUACUUGUCCACCUGCAUCAACCCGCUCUUGUAUAACAUCAUGAGCCACAAGUUCCGAGAGGCCUUCAAGGCCGUGCUGUUUGGCAAGAAGGUGUCCAAAGGUUCGCUGAACUCGCGAAACAACAUCGAAUCGCGCCGCCUGCGGAGGGCACUAACCAAUUCCAGUCAAACGCAGCGCUUCUCCAUUGAGUCGGCGGAGCAGCCGAAGCAGUCACAGUCGAUAAUGCAAGCAAGUGCCCCCUAUAAUCAGUGGAUAGUUCCGAUAUUAACUGGCUCCCUCUCUCUCUCUAUAUAUAUGUAUGUACUCCACAUCCAGAAUCCGACGAACAAACCGCCAGUGGCCCCUCAGUACGCCAUGAUCAGUGCCCAAGUCAACUGAUAAACUCGAACUGACUCUCUCGUGCGGCUUCCUGAUGCUAAUUUAUUUGAAUUCUGUUUAAGCCAGUUAUUUGUCGUCUAUUGCUAUUGUUGCUAUUGCUGCUACCAAAGCGUUUUGUUUCAACUGCAUUUGCAUUCUUUUGCAUUUCGCAAUUAAAAGUUAAUCGCAGUCGAGCGCACUCUCUCCCUUGAGCAUUAGGUUUUUCAUUCAUUCAGCUGCGGAUAUCGGCUGGAAAAAGUCCUAAACUAGUCUUUCAAGUAUUCAGAAUUACUCAGUCUAAGAAUAUUCGAUCUUUUGACUCAUACUAUUCAGCAUACUGGCGCUCUUAAAAUUAAACUUUAGUCAGAGCUGGGGGAUUUACUCUUAAACAAGCCUGAGGCGUUUAUAAACCUAAUAACAUUAUCGAUAAUGGUAAGCAUAAAUCAAUCACUAGUGAACGCCCACCACUUAAAUAUAGGAACGUAAUUUAAAAACAAAAAGCUAAUCCAUUGAAAUGUAAUAACUUGUUCUUUUAAAUUAUAUUUAAAUUGCCUAGAUAUAUAUUUUAGUUACCCAAAUGUUUCACAUACAUACCAAAGUGUAAGACAGAUGUGCUUUUAAAGUGUAUAAUUAAGAAAAUGAUAUAAAAUCUUGGUUUAUUCUCUAUAUUAUAUUGAACCACCUUUAGGAAUAAGAUUUCAAAGAUUUAGCUUUCAACUCAAAUCAAAUGACGGACAAAGUUCGCUUACUAAUCAGAAGCACAGAACAUAGUAUAUGUGUUGUGUAAAUAUCCUAGAGAUACCUUAAAGGAUGAAUUUGCUGUAUUAAGA